Messenger RNA from Dacryopinax primogenitus, 582 nucleotides. RefSeq lists its product as uncharacterized. The transcript is spliced from 3 exons. The record is from RefSeq and is a predicted model, not a curated record. Lineage: Eukaryota; Fungi; Basidiomycota; Dacrymycetes; Dacrymycetales; Dacrymycetaceae. The coding region runs from base 1 to 582 and encodes 193 amino acids.
AUGUGGGCAGACCCUCUGACCUGCGCCACCAUACCGUCUUCCGGUCUACCAGCAGACCGACGAGUGUCCGCAUACUGUUUUGCACCACCCUGCGUCACAUCCCCGCAACUGUCAAAACUCUGCUCGUCGCUCGUUGUCUCUUUCGUCUUCGGACAGGAUCUAGUCGCGCGGUUGUCCCUUGGCUCUGUUCGAGAUCUCGUACGCUGCGCUUGGUGGCUCUCCUAUGGGACAAACGAUCCGUCCGAGAGCUGCGCUAGCAUCAUGACGAGAAUUGCCUCUUUCCAGUCCGGCGGCGGCACACGAGAAGAAAGAGAGGAUAUUUCGCAACAAUUUAUCGCACUGCGCAAGACGCUGGAGGCAAACAUGCACAUGGCAGACCUUUUCCCAACGGGCAGAGUGUUGCUCGCUUUACGGAAGGGCGAUCUCCCAUCUGAUUACCAGGCGGAAACGCACGUGGAAGACCUACAAGUGUUUGAAGUGAAUGACGUCGAAGUUGUCUUCGGCCAGAUUACUUUUGCAAGAGACAUGCUGAGCUGCCAUCUGCCCCAUCAUUACGAUCAUAUAUUACACGAAUUCUUGUGA